Neoarthrinium moseri is the source of this 1596-nucleotide messenger RNA. RefSeq lists its product as uncharacterized. The record is from RefSeq and is a predicted model, not a curated record. Lineage: Eukaryota; Fungi; Ascomycota; Sordariomycetes; Amphisphaeriales; Apiosporaceae. The coding region runs from base 1 to 1596 and encodes 531 amino acids. Gene Ontology annotation, molecular function: monooxygenase activity; iron ion binding; oxidoreductase activity, acting on paired donors, with incorporation or reduction of molecular oxygen. The transcript is spliced from 3 exons.
AUGUCGCCUACCGUAGCCUUGGUCGUGGGCGCUAUCGCUACUACUUACCUUUUUCUUCGCCUUCUCCUGCGCUUGACUCAAGAUGCAAGCGAGCCACCAGCCAUUGAGACGGGGAUUCCGUUUCUGAGCCCUCUAAUUGGUAUGAUUAGAGAAAAGUCGCGGUUUCAUGUGCGAUUGAGGAACAAAUAUGGUCUACCCAUAUAUACUCUCCGAUUGCCUUUCCAACGGAUGUAUAUUGUCAAUUCGACUGAACUCAUCCCCUUGCUGCAGAAGCAAUGGCGCACGGUUAGCUUUGCCGCCAUUGCGGCUGAAGCUGGCUCCGUCGUUGGCAUGAGCAAGGAAGCUGUCAGGGUAAUGCACCAAGAUCUGACAAGUGAACAUGGCUUCAGUGUUAGCUGGCCACGGUUUAUCAUACCUGCCAUGGGUCCCGGAAAGGACCUUGAUGCGAUUAACAGGAGGUCUAUCGAGGUUCUUGCCUCCGAAAUGGAAACACUCAGUGCACAGGGAACUUUGAAACUUGGCCUAUCGCAAUGGUCGCGCAAAACUAUGGUCACAGCUACUACUGAAGCUGUCUGGGGACCACAUAAUCCAUAUCGAGACCCUGCCGUUGCCGAAGCUUGGAAGAUUUUUGAAGCUGGCUUCUUGACGUUUUCUAUGUUUCCUUUGGCAUCAGUCUUUUUCCCUAAACUUCUACGUGCUCGCGAGAUUGUUGCCGAUGCCAUGAUGGAUUACAUACGCAAGAGUGGGCAUAACUCUUCUUCGGGGCUCGUGCGUCUGCGUUACGAGCACCACCGUGAGAGAUUUGGCUUGAAUGACGAAGAUAUCGCUCGCGGCGAGCUCGGAAACACAUUCGCCGUGCUAGGCAACACUACGCCGUGUGCCAUGUGGGUUCUGUACCACAUCUACUCCGACGGCCAAGUUUUGGAAGAUGUACGCCGCGAGGUCUCAGCCCUUGUGUAUGAAGACCAUAACAAAGAUGAAGGUAUCCUUCACUGCGUUGACUUGGCCGGCAUCCGCACUUCCUGUCCAAUUCUACUGAGCACUUUCCAGGAGACAAUGCGUUUCCGCGCUGUCAACCCUGGUCCGCGUGUACUCCUCGAAGACGUAGACUUGGAUGGCCGUUAUCAUCUUAAAAAAGGCAGUAUGCUCAUGAUUCCAGCUACUGUACAACAUACUGAUGUUACGGCGUGGGGUGAUAAUGCCGGUGAAUUCGACCACAUGCGUUUUGCCCGCAAACCAGGAACAGGACAGAAGAGGCCAAACCGCGUUGCAUUCCGCGCCUUCGGUGGCGGACAUAUCCUCUGUCCCGGUCGCCAUUUUGCGAGUACCGAAAUAAUGGCAUUUGCGGCACUGGUGGUACUUCAAUUUGACAUGGUGCCUGUCCAAGGAAAAUGGGUUGAACCCACCUGUGAGAAUUCGCCUGCACAGGCGGGAUUUCCCAUUCCGGACGAAGACAUCAAGAUCGAGCUUCGGCCCAGGGAUCGCUCCAAGAAAUGGAACAUCAUAUUCUCAGGAUCAGAUAAGGCUAUGGAUAUCGUAUCAGAGGAUAGUCCCACAAGUCACCCGAUAGACCGCUUGGAACCCUCAAGCACUUGA